This is a messenger RNA of Cheilinus undulatus (humphead wrasse), 1072 nucleotides long. RefSeq names its product cholesterol 25-hydroxylase like 2 (gene ch25hl2). Lineage: Eukaryota; Metazoa; Chordata; Actinopteri; Labriformes; Labridae. Gene Ontology annotation, biological process: sterol biosynthetic process; cholesterol metabolic process. The transcript has a single exon. Bases 90 to 986 code for a protein of 298 amino acids. Gene Ontology annotation, molecular function: C-4 methylsterol oxidase activity; steroid hydroxylase activity; iron ion binding. The record is from RefSeq and is a predicted model, not a curated record.
UGAUUGGAUCUCCUCAUUCAUCGUCUCCUUGUUAGAGAAUAAUCCUCUUGGAUCGGCCCUCUUUUUGGAAGAGAAUCACGGCAUCAGGGAUGAGCACAAGCAGGUUACUCACAACUUUAUUCUGGAUGUCGGAUGGGAAUAACGUGACCGAGGACUGGACCCAGGGCUUGGUCCUGCAGCCAGCCUGGGACUACCUCCACAAGAACCACCAUGACCUCUUAAGGAGUCCGCUCUUCCCUGUCGUCCUCUCCGUCUCAACCUACUUUGUCCUGGUUGGUCUUUACACCAUCCUGGACUUGCUUGCACCCACUUGGCCUUGCAUCAACCGUUACAGGCUUCACCCUGAGCGCCCUGUCACCUGGCCUAACAUCUGGACGACCCUAGGUGUCACCAUCUACAACCACGUCUUCUACAUCUUCCCUUCUGCGGUUGCUCAGUGGAUGUGGAGGCCACCCACACCGCUUCCUGCAGAGGCUCCCACUCUCUGGAGCUUCUUCCUUGGGAUCAUCGGCUGCAUGGUGGUCUUCGACUUCCAGUAUUACCUUUGGCACUUGCUGCACCAUCGCAUUCCAUGGCUUUACCGCACCUUCCACGCUGUGCACCACCAGUACAACCAGCCCUUCAGCCUCGUCACCCAGUAUCUCUCCGGCUGGGAGUUGUUCAGCGUUGGAUUCUGGACUACGGUUGACCCCAUCCUGCUCCAGUGCCACUGCCUCACCACGUGGAGCUUCAUGGUCUUUAAUAUCUACGUCUCCACCGAGGACCACUGCGGCUACAACUUCCCCUGGGCUUUGCACAACCUGGUGCCCUUUGGCCUCUGGGGUGGCGCCCCAAAGCACGACACGCACCACCAGCGGCCCGGCACUAACUUUGCCCCUUUCUUCUCUCACUGGGACUGGCUGGGGGGCACCAAUGUCGUGCCAGCAAUCUCGAGCCACGCUGCUGCAGCGACGGGAGAGGAAGAGAUGAAAGGGAGGAAAGACUAAAGAGCUCGAGUUAAUCUCUCAUUGACUCGUUUACUCAAACUGCCUCUUUUGUGCCCGCCCUCAUUCCAGCACGCUUGUUUUUUCUC